Molecule: messenger RNA, 852 nt
Organism: Paramuricea clavata
Lineage: Eukaryota; Metazoa; Cnidaria; Anthozoa; Malacalcyonacea; Plexauridae
Source: the annotation of a GenBank genome assembly
AUGGGUGAAGAACUGACCCAACUUCCCAAGGGCAAGGGACUGAUACUUGAGGAAAAAAUAUAUCCUGACUAUUCCGAUGUAAAUAGCCAUGGGGAUAUUAUUGUUAAAGAAGAUCGGGGAAACAUCGAGAUUAUAAAUCAGACAGGCGAAAGCAAGGUGGUUAAACUACCUGAACCUGAACCCAUUGUCGUUGAAGGUAAAGUUGUUAAGCAACGUAUUUCAAGUCUUGCUGUUGAUAAGAAUAACAAUGUUUACGUGGUGAGAUGGGUUCGAACAAGUACGGAAAAUGGCUAUGUGGAAAGUUACGUGUUGACUGUACUGGACGAGAACUACAAUGUGAAGCAGGACUCCCGCACAUUGGAAUUUCUGGACACAUCAUGGUAUGAUGUGAAGAUCGCCAUAAACAAGAACAAUAAUAUCAUCAUGAUGAAAGGCAAUGACCUCCAGGUAUAUGUCUGUGACAAUACUGGAGAAUUAAAGCACAAGUUUGAACGAAGCUCACGUUUUGCACGCAGCUUGGGUAUUUCUGGGCAGGAUGAAAUCAUGAUACCACUCGACGGUGACCGGGCUGUGGAGAUAUACUCCGAGGAAGGAAAUCUGAAGUCGACAAUAAAACUACCAGAAGGUCACGAGGUCCGUGGGUUGGCAUUUCAUUAUGUUAUUUGUAAAAUAAUUGUCUUAACCUAUGUCCAGAAAAAAUAUUCCUAUUUCCUUCUGUGCUACUCUGAAGCAGGUGAACUGGAGACCACAACGUUGUUUUCUAAAAUUGGCGAUGGAUAUCGGCCCAAAAUUAGGUCUCAUCCAAGUGGUCCUGUUGCUAUUGUAAGGGUGGAAACGAUCACUUUCUUGUGA